Molecule: messenger RNA, 597 nt
Organism: Schizophyllum commune H4-8
Lineage: Eukaryota; Fungi; Basidiomycota; Agaricomycetes; Agaricales; Schizophyllaceae
Exons: 4
Coding region: 1-597 (198 amino acids)
Source: RefSeq, a predicted model, not a curated record
AUGUCCUCCUUACCACGUCGUUUCGUCGACGUCGCGCGCGACAACAAGGGUACUUCACCCUCAUCGACGCACACCUCGAUCAAGGACGAGUUCAGCGCUGAGGCAAUGGAUCUUCGUCCGUGGAGCAGCGAACAAGAUUUCGGCGAUGACAUGACUCUUUUGCGCGAAACGAGAGUGGGUUUUCCGUCGCGAGAUCUGGAGCUGGAGGUUCCGUCUGCCGAAAUCCGGUAUCGCCCCGACACGACCCUGGCCUCCUCGACAAACCUCCCUCGCGCACUCACCAUCUACGAGCAACGCCCUCUGGCCACUCCUAAGCCUCGAAAUUCGCGCCGCAGCAAUGAAGCUUUACCUGACGAGCAGGUUGAUUCUGAUGCGUCGCGGGGGUCGAAAGGCGCGUCCCACGCCUUCGCCUUCCCCCUCGAACGCUCUCCAAGCGCACCUCCCGGCUUCCUCUCGAGCACGUCCUCCAUCGCGCUUCCUGCCCCCUGUCUCACCCUCCUCCCUGGCCUCGAGUUCUCUUGCGCCUUUCUCGCGCUUCUCGACGCUUCAUUUGCGCUACUCAACGCUUCAUCCGCGCUGGCUGAUGCGUCCCUCUAA